Messenger RNA from Racocetra fulgida, 472 nucleotides. The record is from the annotation of a GenBank genome assembly. NCBI's taxonomy places the organism in Eukaryota, Fungi, Glomeromycota, Glomeromycetes, Diversisporales, Gigasporaceae.
AUGAGGUCUAAUUUAACUUUUAUCGCUAUUUUGUUAUCAAUUGCAUUAUUUGCUCAAUCGACUGUAAGUUUACCGUAUACAUCAGAAAAAUCUGGUAAACCUCGUAAUGGUACAUCCGAAGGAAACAAUACUCCUUCUAAGGGAAACAAUACUCCUUCUAAGGGAAACAAUCCUUCUUCUAAAGGAAACAAUCCUCCAGUAAACAUCCAUGGAGUGCUGCCUGAAAAUGGAAAUGUUAAAGGAAAUGUUAAAGGAAAUGAUAACGGAAAGGGUAACGGAAAGGGUAACGGAAAGGGUGACGGAAAUGGUAAAGGAAAUGGUAACGGAAAGGGUGACGGAAAUGGUAAAGGAAAGAGUAAAGGAAAGGGUAAAGGAAAGGGUGGCGAUGGAGAUAAUCAUGGAUUACCUGUACAUGGUCACGAAGUGCCCAUUUUAUCCAAUCAUGGAAAUGGCAAUGGAAAAGACGGAAAGG